UAGUGCUAUUGGAGAUAAUUUGUUUUUAAUAACGUAACAAAAAUAUUGAUUGUCAUAAGUAAUAAUUAGUUUUAACAGUAAUUAUGUUUAUUAAUAUUUAUUAAAUAAAUCAGAUUUAUAUUAUUUACAAAAAUUAACAGUAAUUAAAAGGGAUGCAUUUAACCCGAGUAGACAAUUCAGUAUUUGCGCCAUCAGCAAAUCUGGUGAAUUUAGUAAUCGACGAGGUAGCGUUAGAAGGUCUAGAUGGAAUAACAUUAGACACAUUAUGGAUCAGACUGGGUGCACGAUUGCAGACUCAAGACGAGUUUCCUCCAGCAUUCAAAGAGCAAGUAUGGACAAUUUGUACUUCAAGCCGAGGAAUAAAUUUUUACAUUUUAGAAGUACCAAGAGCUCCGCUGAUUAUUUACGACCGGUACGAGUACGUAGACCCCGACUUGGGAAUUAUAACCGAACCAGACGACAUUCCAGAUGAUAUUUACAAGUACUAUCCAGUAGAUGACGUCAAAAACGGUGUCAAAGGCUCUUGCAAAAGCUAUCACACACGCAAGCUGGUUACCAACAUGAAUUCUGUAAGCUUGCAAGAAGCUAGCGAAAAGUACGGUGCGACUCUAGUGAUCGUUGCCUCCCAAGAAUUAAGACAGGAAGCUUUAUUAGGAGACAGCGUUAGCCCGACGUUGGAGCUGAGUGUUGUUCAAUAUUGUUUUUUGGAACGAGUCGGAAGAUCUCGGUACCAUGGAGAAGUCACUCAGGGUAAGAACAGUUUGAGUGUUCUAAAUGAAGAUCCGAAGACACUUUUUUACUACCGAAAGUUGCUGCUAAAGCACAAGCUGAUAACAAAGCAAUCGCACUAUCAAAAGACAUCAGGACAUGGAAGUGCUGGAAGUUUGAUGCAUUUACCGCGUUUUUUCGUCGAGCGCAAACCUAAGAUGGUUUUUUUAGCUGAGAGGAUCAUUGAGAUGCUCAAGAGUCGUGAAAAUUAUCUGAUGGACUACCGGGAGAUAAAAAAAGAGUUGCAAAUUGAACAUAGUAUCAAGCGUUUGUUUAAAACUUCUUUUUUUCAGAAAGUCGCCAGAGCUGAUUUAAAAGUUAGGUACCGAGAAUUAUAUCCCAAUGCACCUGACUCUGAGUGGCAACGCAAGGGAUGUCCGUCCAAGGAGAAGAUAAUUCAGGCGGUGCAAUUACUUGAUCCUAAGGUAGAUGCAAACACUCUGUGGAAUAAAGAAGACAUGGUUGAUGACGAAGAUUGUUAUGAUCUUGAUGUUUCUAAUCAACUUCUUAAUGAACCGGUUUUGAAGCAAGCUAACAGUAUCGUGGAACGUGCUAAUGUCCACGGUAUUAGUCAACGAGAUCUUGGCGUGCAAAUGGGUAUGACUAAGCUGCAAUCACGAACGAUAUUAAGGAACUUGUCGAAGCUGAAUGUUAUUGGAACUUAUAUGGACUUUUCCGGGAGACAGAGGGUCAGUAAAUUUGUGUCGAAAAAAUAUGAAAAACGCAGUAGGAUUAGUAAACAAUUUAAUUCGGAGAUUCGUAAAAUGAACAAGUUACGUAAAGAGACUUUAAAUGAAGUUGCUAGGCCUAAUGCCACUACGGCAAUGGAUUUCUUUUAUCCUCUUGGCUCUAGUGACAAUAGUGUCAAUAUUACUAGUAUUGAUUAUAAAACUGUCGAAACUACUCCUGCUAUUGAAUAUCAUCCGGCUCGUGAGGAAAAUAUCGAUGAUCCAAAUAUUAUUGUUAAUGACUUUGAAACUGUUAAUGUUGAUACUUUUAAUGCAAAUGACGCUGAUAGGAUCGAAGAUUUUUCUGAGGAACAAACUUUUGCAGACACCAAAGGCCAAAUAAUUUCGAAAGCUACUGAGACAAUUAUUUCUGGUGAUAUUAAAUUCGACGCGCGAAAUUCUCAACAAAAUGUUGCUGAAGAAAAUUAUGUUGAAGCUACGAUAAAUUGUCCGACGGCUAAGGAAUGUAAUUUAAAUAUUGAAAUGGAAAUUGUAAACACUCCGAUAAAAUUAGAAACACUCGAUGUUAAUCGUUAUCACUUAUUUUCGGUUGCAAAUAAAGUAUUGAAUAAAUACUCAAAGGUGAGAAAUAAAAGUAUAUUUCAGAAGCGUAGUCACUUUAAAGUUGGAUUUUUUAAUGUCGCUCAUUUAGAUUUAUCGAGAUUAUCUUCAAUCUCUUGUGUUAACCGUUGGAGACGUAGAAGAAGAAAAGUUAAAUCUGCAAAAAAUCAGAAUCGUAAGCCAAAAGAAGCUAUUGUUGUAAGUUCUGUGGGUGAAAAGUGCUAUUCUGGAAGAAGCAAAUCAAAUUCUGUGGAUACUAAAGAAUGCAUUCUUCCAGAAAAUUUUGAACCAAAUCCGAAUAUUGAAAAUCAUGAGUCGGAAUGUACAGCGGUGAGUCCUGCUUUGCAUCCUGAAGAUCAUAUUCUUCCCGAACGAAUUGAUUCAAAUAUAUUGGGUGGCGAAGAUGCUUCUCGCAAACGAGUUCAUCCGGAUGAAUCUUUAAGUAAUGAAGAUAUAAAUACAAAAAGAAUAAAAAUAAGCAGUAAUUUGUUCCACGAGCAACCAGCGAAUACUGAAAUGAAUGCAGUAAUUAAUAUCGAACCUGAAGAUUAUAAUUCUGGAUUUUAUAAUCAAGAUAAUUAUUACAAUGAGGGUUAUCCAGAAGGAUAUUGCGACGAUGGUUAUAAUCCAGAAGAAUACUAUAAUGCUGAAGGUUAUAACCCAGAAAACUGUAAUACAGAAGGUUAUAAUCCGGAAGAGAGUUAUAACCUAGAAGACAAUUACGAUAAUUCUUGGGUUGAUGACGAUGACGACGAAAAGAUAAUUGACGCAACAACAACGUCAACCGCUUACUCUUAUCGGAUGCUCAAGAGGUUAAAUCUGAUAAUAACAAUGGUAAAAGAGCACAAAGUUGUCGAUGACCCUUCCAAGCUGAUGAAAAUGAUAAACCAACAUGAGGAAAGUGAAGGAUACGAUGUUAAAAUGGACAAGAAGUCAUUGAUGAGGAUGUUACAGCGAUUAGCGCGUGAUAAUUUGGUCAAGAACAUGAAAUUGACCCUGAGCGGCAAUGGCAGGAAAAAAGUUCUCUUCUUCGUAUGUGACAAGAAUAUUAAUGUAAAUCACUCGGUAAUUCAAUCAGCGGUCGAACAGGCUAAAAUAAAGUUCUGUUUAACGCCUCCCACUAAGAAGGUUGUUAAAAUGAACAGCCGAUCGGGGACUUCCAAUGAAAUGUCUGCGAAGUCUACGGACCCUACCAAAACAGAUUCUACUGUUCUGGUAGCUAAUGAGAAAGAUAAUCCUAAAGUGCCGGCCCUUGAGGUCAAAUUCGAUUUAAAGGCCGGAAGAGAUUACGGUUACAAGCCGAAGUUUAUCCGCAUGAAAAUAAUGCACAAGCUUUUGUUUUACUUGAUUUACGAGUACAAGGGAGAAAAUCUAUCAAAGAUAGACCAGAUCGAGCGACUACGUGCAGAAGGUAAUGAGAUAUCUGAAAAAAUGGCGGAAGAAAUGUCCGAAAUUUAUUACAGAGACGUUGACUGGAGAAUGUUUAUUCCGCCUCUGCCGCAGCACAGUACCUGGGAAAGAGGAUGGGCUAUGAUUUCCGAUAUCAUUCUUCGUUUACCACUCUCUAUCUUCCUGGAAAUUCACAAGCUUCCGUUUUACCUCCCAGCUUUGAACUACUACCUCAACCACCCAAUCAGAAAGCAUUAUUUGAUGAAAGACCUCCCAAUGUUAAUUCGCAGUCAGAUUUUCAGGAACCGUAAGUAUAUUUAUUCCAUUAUCGAGACUAUUCAGCGGCUCGCCUACAUCGGACUGGUACAAUUUGGCCCUCAGAAGUUCAAAGAAAAGGAUCAUGUUUUUAUUUAUCUAAAUACGCGGAGUCAAUUGGUAGACACGACGCCCUCAGCUCCCGGGUACCACAAAAUUGAAGAGAGAGAAUAUUCCGUUCAGAGUUACACUUUCGACAGGUUACAAACUGUUGAGAAUUACUGGUACGACAUGUGGCAAAUUUGUGUUUGUACCAGAUUGGGAGGCCGUCAAACUGUCGAAGGAACGGAAAUAACUUUAGAAGAUCUGACAAAAAAACCGGAAAUGAUUCAAUGUUUGAAACAGGUACUUCCUAAUGAAGUUGCCUCACAAGAUUUAGGAAUAUUACCGGGAGACAGAAAAGGUGCAGCGGGAAUUGACUCGGCUUUCUUUUCGCAUCUUAAACGCAAUUGGAACUGGGAGAACUUCCACUCAAGUGUGUCUCUGAGGUCGAUGAAAAAGCAAUCGGAUAAAGAACGCACUGCUCGGUUGGCGAAGGUCGAGGUCAAGCCCCUCAAGUAUACAGAGUUUAAGGGGUUGAAAAAAGUUACAGGGCCAACAACUAUUAUUGCCAAUAAACCGCCGGUCAAGAAACAGAAAGUUAACCCUAAUCCUGCGCCGCCUAAGUUAGUCGUGAGCACCAUUACGCAUCGACCAGAUAAGAUUGUAAGAAAAGUUUUGCCCAGGAAGCGCCAGGAACGGAAGCGUGUUCAUUAUGACGAGAUCGAUCACCAAGCUCUUCAAAAUAUGAAAAUGCAACGAGUCAAUUGGGAUGCACGAGAAGAUCACAUUCUUUCGAUAUGCAAAAUUGUUAUGGUGUAUCUUUGCCCAAAUCCUCGGGCUCAACUUUUAUCAUUUUCUGUGAUCAGAGACGUCUUGAAAUUUUACUCCAAAACCUCUAUCAACAAAACUUCACGCGCGUGCCAACGGAGAAUGUUUAACAUAUAUAAAAGACCCCAGGUAGCUUUGGCUGUUACUUUGGGUGUCGAAGAGCUCAAAGAAAAUCCUUAUAUCAGGAAAAAGUAUCACAAUAUUGUGGACGUUAUUCGUUCGAAUUAUGAACCUCAUCAGCAUGAUGAAAAAAUAACCAGUGUUUUCAAAGCUAUUUGCCAUUAUGUGGCAAGAAAACAUCAUCUUUCACAGAAAGAUCCUCCAGAAUCGACACAUCAGCCAGCCACUCUCGGAGAAUUCCAUCUUUUGUUUAAGAUUAGUCGUCCUCAAGGACCGGAGGAAGGCUUCACUAAACCAGUGCGUAACAUAAAUGACAUCCAUUCCUCUACUAUUAAUUCAAUUAUUUUUAGCUCUAUCUGUUCCGGUAAAGAUCGUCGUUCGUCGACGUAUCAAUUGUAUCGUAUUUAUCAGCAGUAUCCAGAAUUUUUGCUGAAAAGCGCAAUUACCCAAAUAAAAAAUGACAAAACAGUAUCCAUUAAAAAGCAGUUUGAAUCAGUCUUGAAAAGAAUUGGUAAUGGAUGCUGCAUGCCAAUGACCAGCUCUCAGAUUCAACUGAGCUGUAAAUACAACUACUUAUUUCAAUCGGUAUUUUCACUGGAAAUUUUCAGUGAAGCGCAAGUAUUUCUUCAGAAAUUGAUCGAAGGUUACGCGAGCAAUUCUCUUGGUUCAGAACAUGGUGUCGAAUUUGAUUCGCCCACUGGAGGAGUAAUUUUAGGACUCCAGGAAUUUUUGGCAAACCAGAAUCUUGAUUUUAAUAUUAAAAUACCUGAUUACGUUAUUGUUCUUGACCAGGAAAUGCCAGAGCAUGAUACGGGUUUUAAGAAGGUCGCUGAAAGGUAUCAGAAUAUUUUGUGUAGUUUGGAGAAUGCUGAAACCAGAGAAGAACAAGAAAAGGAAAAGCAGCCACAGGAUUUGGAGCAAAGAGAAGAUGUCUCUGAAAAUGAUGAUUCUCCAGCAGAUAUUUCUGUUGUUGCUGUUAAAGCUACUAAGAAAAAUCCGUUAAGGAAAGAUUCUUGGGGCUGGCAAAAAUCUGAUACUGGUAGCAAUAGUAGUAAUGGAUUGGUACUAAAUAGCAGUAGUCAAAGUAAUAUCCAAAGACCAGUCAGAGGUUGUCAAUUCGUACUUGAUGACAGUGACGACGAAUUAGAGUUUAAAACUUCAAUAGACGGUCGGGAAAUAAUAAUUACUAAGGGUGAUAUUGAUAAUAACAAGUCAUCGUUCAUCGAAAAUGAUAUGCAUGAAGCAUUUAGACAGACAAAAUUAGGAAACUUGAACGAUUUGCCAGAAAAUCUAGGCAGCGAUGACCAAGAAGAGGAUCCGCGUGAAGCUUUACUGAACUUGGUUAACCAAGUUACGAUGGGCUCAUCGAUUGAUGAGCUGAAUAGGAUCGUUAAUGAGCACAUUCCUAUGGAUGUUGAUGAUGAGCGGACAACUAAGCAGUCUAUACGACGUGCAGCCAUAAAACGCGGAAGAACUGACCAAGAUGAUGGCUUUGAGUUUGUAAAUAUUGAAGAUUUUGACCACGUUAAUGAAGAGCCAGAGAGCCGAAGAAAUGUUUCGAAUAUGGUUAAUGAUAUCAUUGCAAAUGUGAAUUAUUGUCAUGAAUCAAGAAAUCAAAGUCGUGUUCGAGAUGAAGAUACUGGUGAGACGCGGAAAAAUUUUACAAGAAUAGCGUUGCUUAAAGUACGCGCCGAGUUAAAUGAAAAAUUACAUAAUUUACCAGAUAGCCAUCACGCCCAUGAAUAUUUUGCUGUAAGUAAAUUUAGACUUUAUUAUUCCAUGCCCAAGAUUGAUAAAGAGAUAAUCACUAAUCCACAUUUUGUUAUCGACGACAGAGUUAAAGAGAAUUUAUUUUUAUUAAAAAAUGACUCUUACAAAAAUGUUGUUCAAGAUUUGAACAAAUUUGCAGUCUUUCCGAAAAAUCGGCCCGAUUACGAGAGUGUUAAGGAAGAUCUUGAGACUCAGGGGACAAUUGAGUCUUUUGAAAUUGAUCUUAUUUAUGAUUAUGUCCGCAAUAAACGUGAACAAGGAGCAACUCUCAAAGAAUUGACCAAUAAAUUUUACCGAGUACUCGAGGAAAAAUUGUAUGAUAUUCUUUCUUACAUGACUAAUUGCCGUCUCUUCUUGCGGUCUGGUGUUACGGAGAUGCAUUACAUUCAUUAUUCUUACGCCGAACCCUGGUAUGUUGAGUCGAUUAAAAUCUUACGAUUACUGCGUGAAUCCUUGCCACUUUUCCCACCCGGAAGUGUUUAUGUUUUUAACUCUACGAAUCAUUACACCCAGUCUACGAAAGUAUCAGACACAUAUUUGUCCGAGAAGAUUACUAAAGUUGUUGAUUUCGGUGAUUGUAUUGACGACGAUGAUGAUGGUAAUGAUAAAAAUCCUGACGAUAAUGAUAAAAAUCCUCAUAAUAACGAUAAUAAUAAUGAGAACGAUGAUAAUAAUCUGAGUAAUAAGAUCGUCCAAGAUGAUAAUGUUACCAAUGACAAUAACAAUGCCGAUCAAGAUCAUGAAAAUAAUCAUGAUGAAGAUGUUAGUGUAAAUAAAAAUGCUGAUGAUGAUCAAGAGAAUAUUCCUAAAGUACCAAAAAAUUCUGACGAUAAUGAUAAAAAUUCUAAUGAUAACGAUAAUAAUAAUGAGAACGAUGCUGAUAAUCAUCUGAGUAAUAAGACUGUUCAAGAUGAUAAUGUUACCAAUGACAAUGACAAUGCCAAUCAAGAUCGCGAAAAUACUAAUCAUGAAAAUGAUCGUGGUGAAGAUGUUAGUGUAAAUAAAAACGCUGAUGAGAAUCAAGAGAAUAUUUCAAAAGUAUCAAAAAAUUCUGACGUUAAAGUACUUUAUCCAAAGAGUUCUCGUGGAAAUGUUGGAUUUUUAUUACAAACUCAAGAUAUUGAUUCUGCAAUCAAAAACUUAGAUUUCAGUUCAGCCGAAAAAAUAAACGUGGUAGUAAGACCAUGGAUAAGAAUUGACGGGACGGUUAAUCGCAUGAUAUUAGAAAAAAUGCUUGGAGCAAUACUAUCACACUGUUUAAUGCACCCUGGUAUUGCGUUAUCACAAGUGCAAACAAAAUUUGUGCCAGCAUUACAGCCUUAUCAUACUCGAGAGCUCGUUGAGAUACUUGUCAAACUGGAUUGUUUAUCAUUAAGAGUAGUACGUAAACCACCUUGUACAUUGUUUUCAAGCGCUUCAUCAAUAAAACUAUAUUAUCCAGCCAAAAGUGAUGGAUCUUCAGAGCUUGAAAGUGAAAUAAUUGUCGAAACAACAAUAGGUGCAGUCAUAAAAUUCGGUACUUUUAUUCGCUAUUAUCUCUCACGUAAAGCAAAUAUCAAUGACUCUACUGAUAAUAAUGAUGGAAAUGGUGAAAGUGAAUCCAUUUAAAGAUUAAUAUAAAGAUAUUAUUUAAAAAAAAUUUAUAAUUUCAAUAAAGAAAACAUUUUUAUAA
Messenger RNA from Cotesia glomerata, 8193 nucleotides. Its product is annotated as general transcription factor 3C polypeptide 1. Bases 153 to 8129 code for a protein of 2658 amino acids. NCBI's taxonomy places the organism in Eukaryota, Metazoa, Arthropoda, Insecta, Hymenoptera, Braconidae. The record is from RefSeq and is a predicted model, not a curated record. The transcript has 5 exons. Gene Ontology annotation, molecular function: DNA binding. Gene Ontology annotation, cellular component: transcription factor TFIIIC complex. Gene Ontology annotation, biological process: transcription initiation at RNA polymerase III promoter; 5S class rRNA transcription by RNA polymerase III.